AUUAAAACAAAGUGUAGUACAACCUUCUAAUCUCUACCUACAGAUGAGACAAACUAGAAACAUUUAUAAAAUUAAAUCAUUUAAUAAUAAAGUCUUCAAUAAUUCACUUAACUAAUAACAAAAUAAAAUAACAUCACAUCAUCACAAAUAUAUAUAUUUAUCGAUUGUACCAGUUACCAAACAUCUCCUCUCUCAUGAGCUAUGGCCGGAGAAGAAGACCCUAAAGCAACUCCGUCAUUACCGGACUAUAAACCUUUACCUUCAACAUCAAGUCACGAUCCAAACGACACCGUUCUGAUCUCAUCAUCAUAUCUUUCUUCUACCUCACGACGCCGUUUCGUCAUCUCUGUAUUUCUCAUCUCUUUCGCCUCGAUCCUCAUCUACAUCUUCUGGCCGUCCGAUCCACGCAUCAAGAUCGAACGCGUCAAAAUCUCCCACGUGCGUGUUCACCGCCGUCCGGUUCCGUCUAUAGACAUGACGGUGCUCGUCACGCUUAAGGUAUCCAACGCUGACGUGUACUCUUUCGACUUCACGGACCUUGACGUCGCCGUUGACUACAGAGGGAAGACGUUAGGUCACGUGAGCUCCGAUGGCGGGCACGUGACGGCUUUUGGUACUUCUUACCUUGACGCGGAGGCGGAGCUUGACGGCGUCACGGUGUUUCCUGACGUUAUUCACUUGAUUCACGAUUUGGCUAAAGGCUUCGUUGAGUUUGACACCGUUACAGAGACUAACGGAAAACUUGGCGUUUGGUUCUUCCGUUUCCCUUUAAAGGCAAAAGUGGCAUGUGGGAUUGAAGUAAAUACAGUUAAUCAGACAAUAUCUCGUCAAAGUUGUAGUCCUGUCUAAUUCAAGAGACAUCAUCAUUAUGAUAUUCUUUUUGUAUUCAGAAUUUCAGAUCUUUUUUUUUUAAUGUAAUUUUGUAAUGCUAAUAGAGAUUAGUCAA
Molecule: messenger RNA, 946 nt
Organism: Camelina sativa (false flax)
Lineage: Eukaryota; Viridiplantae; Streptophyta; Magnoliopsida; Brassicales; Brassicaceae
Biological process (GO): defense response to other organism
Source: RefSeq, a predicted model, not a curated record